AUGAUGAAAAGCUCAUCAGAUGCAGCAGAAUAUGAUAGAGCAAGUGAGGUUAAAGCUUUUGAUGAGACCAAAGCUGGAGUUAAAGGACUUGUUGAUGCUGGGAUUACUCACAUUCCUCGUUUCUUCUACAAAUCAAUAUGUGAUGACAGUCCUGUUCUAAGGGAUUCCCAGUUCAGUAUUCCAGUCAUAGACCUUGGAGGUCUCGAUGGAGAUUCACUUGAACGAAGAGAGAUUGUUGAUAGAGUAAGAGAAGCUUCUGAGAAUGGAGGGUUCUUCCAUAUUGUCAACCAUAGCAUUCCAGAGAGUGUUAUGGAAAAGAUGAAAGAUGGUGUUGGAAGAUUUUUUGAGCAAGAGACUGAGGUGAAAAAAGGGUUCUAUUCCAGAGAUUUCACUAAGCCACUGUUCUACAACACCAACAAUAGUCUGUAUACCUCUAAAUCUGCAGAUUGGAGGGAUACACUUACUUAUCGAAUGGCUCCUGAUCCUCCAAACUUAGAAGACUUGCCCCUUGUAUGCAGAGACAUACUUGUGGAGUACUCAAAACAAGUAAUGAAAGUAGGCAUUUUUCUAUUCGAGUUGAUCUCAGAGGCUCUCGGAUUGAAUCCAAAUCACCUGUAUGAUAUGGAUUGUGCGGAGGGUCAACUACUUUUAUGCAAUUACUAUCCACCGUGUCCGCAGCCAGAACUAACUAUGGGGGCAACCAAGCAUGCUGAUGCUGACUUCUUUACUGUGCUGUUUCAAGAUGACAUUGGUGGUCUUCAAGUUCUCAAUGACAAUAAGUGGAUAGAUGUUUCUGCUCAACCAGGAGCUCUAGUGGUAAACAUUGGAGAUCUUCUUCAGCUUAUAACGAAUGACAGAUUCAAAAGUGUUGAUCACAGAGUUCUAGCAAGCCAUGCAGGUCUUAGAAUAUCUAUCGCAAGCUUCUUUUGCAAUGUAAUUCCAACCUCAAAACUGUAUGGACCCAUCAAGGAGUUGUUAUCAAAAAACAACCCCUCAAAGUAUAGAGAAACCACAGUGAAGAACUAUAUUUCUCAUUUCAGGACAAAAGGCCUUGAUGGGACUAAGCCAUUGGAUCAUUUCAAGCUCACCCAAUAG
Molecule: messenger RNA, 1095 nt
Organism: Humulus lupulus (European hop)
Lineage: Eukaryota; Viridiplantae; Streptophyta; Magnoliopsida; Rosales; Cannabaceae
Product: 1-aminocyclopropane-1-carboxylate oxidase homolog 1-like
Exons: 3
Coding region: 1-1095 (364 amino acids)
Source: RefSeq, a predicted model, not a curated record